This is a messenger RNA of Nerophis lumbriciformis (worm pipefish), 1873 nucleotides long. RefSeq names its product cysteine/serine-rich nuclear protein 1-like. NCBI's taxonomy places the organism in Eukaryota, Metazoa, Chordata, Actinopteri, Syngnathiformes, Syngnathidae. Gene Ontology annotation, cellular component: nucleus. Gene Ontology annotation, biological process: regulation of transcription by RNA polymerase II. Gene Ontology annotation, molecular function: sequence-specific DNA binding; DNA-binding transcription factor activity, RNA polymerase II-specific. The record is from RefSeq and is a predicted model, not a curated record.
CAGUUAGCUUUUCAAGACAACAAUAAAGCUCUUAAUAAUAAUUUUUAUCAAAGUAACUUCCAGGAAAGUGUAGCUUAGGUCGCUAUCGGGUUGUGAGCCGGAAAUGCACACGGGGGGUUACUCUCUUGCUGUGUGGUAUGUACUCUUUGAGAAUCCUGAGGCGUUCACUACAGUGUAACAUUAGCUCGCCACACACAAACACCGACUACCGACUCUAAACUUCAUCUUCAUCAUUAUGCCGCUACCGGAGCCCUGACCGACGACAAUGGCAGGUGUCCUGAAAAGGAAGUUUGCAGAAGUAGAAGACGACGACGACGACGACGACCUCGCCUACCCUUCCCCGCCGUCCUCUUCGCCCGCGUCCUCCGAGUGGGAGUCGGACAGGGAGGAUUUUACGCCCCACACCCCCCCUGCACCCGGCGUUCUACCCGUUGGCUCCAUCGUGAAAAAGCCCCGGCGGGUAAAAAGGCAGCAUCAUGUGCGCUUCGACCAGGUGACGGUGUUCAGUUUCCCUCGCUGCCAAGGCUUCACCAGCGUGCCCAGCCGCGGCGGCGCCACGCUGGGUAUGAGGCGGCAGCACAGCGCCCUCCACAGGUACACGGUGGCGGAGCACGAAACGGCACGGCGCUGCAGGCAAGCGCGCCUGCUCCGACUGAGACCGGAAGGAUGGAAAGACGACCCGGUGGCGAUGGCGGACGCCCACGUCGGUGACGCCGAGCUGGAAGGCGGAGGUUCCCUACAGCCGUACUCGUCCAAGCAGCGGCAGGCUCUCCUGCUGGCAGCCGGCGUGAAGCGCAUCGACCGCGAGGAGAAGAAGCAGCUUCAUGCGCUGCGUUUGUCCCGAGAAGCUUGCGGGUGCGACUGCCAGGGCUUUUGUGAGCCCGAGACCUGCGCCUGCAGCCUGGCGGGCAUCAAGUGCCAGGUGGACCGCUUCACCUUCCCUUGCGGCUGCGCCAAGGACAGCUGCGGCAACGCGGCGGGCCGCGUGGAGUUCGACUCCAAACGCGUGCAGACACAUUACAUCCACACCGUCAUGCGGCUGCAAUUAGAGCGGCGGCUGCAGGACGGAGCGGCGAGCCGCGACGAGGACCGAUCAGGACGUCCGGAAGACCUCGGAGAGGCCCGCCCGGAUACGAGUGCGCCGUGCAACUACUUCGGCUUCACCUUGGAGGAAGAUAAUCUUACUGUUCCUACCCGCCCGUCCUUUAUUCUGCUGCCGGAGCGCUCGGCGAGGGAAAACAGCUGCAGCAGCAACAUGACCGAGUCCUCUUGCUCGUCCUCCGACUGCGACGGUGCAGGGCCACUUCCUGCCAGGCAUGAAGGGGUCCCUUGUGCCCUAAGCAUCUGUGACUCGGACAAUAACAACUACUCUGUGUGUGACCAACUCAGACUCCUGGCAGCGCCGCGGACCCCCGACAGAAGCGCGUCUGCAGGUCCUGACGGCAUCGGUGCGCAUCCAACAAACGAUAAAAACUAUCUGGAUGAAAACGCCAACCCGGCCAGGGGAAUUUUUGACGACGACGAUUCCCUGGAAGGUUUUCCCAACACACCCUCCCCGACUCUGGACUAUCUCUCCUCCGGGUAUAUGGACCCCAGUCUGUCCUCGGACUCGGACCUGGAGUUCUUUGACAGCGACUAUCCUGCCGGGCCCCUGCACAGCUCCUUCAAAGAGCACAGCUUUCGCCACCUUCAGCUGAUUAGUUCUGUUUAUUUGCCCGCCUGUGAAUCGAGCGCCUACCUCCUGGAGUCUCUGAUUGGCCUGACUGAGCCCAGCCCAGAGCAGCCUUAUGAUAACCAGCUCGCAUAGAAAAAUAACAGAUUUUUGUUUUGUAUAUGACAAAAAAAAGAGUGUUAGAAAAUAUUAAACAGAGAU